AUGCAGCCAGUUGCAGCCCAAUUACCGAAGGUCCAAAGAGCUUCUUUCUCUGUGGAGGAUAUUUUGGAUCCGUCUAAGUUUAACAGGACUUUUAUCUCUGCUGGGGAGGAAUCAGACACAGAAAAUCGUGAUCUGAAUGAUGGAGAUGGAAAGACGGAGGAGUCGGUGCGUAACAGGCAGAGGGGGAAGUCCUCACCGCCCCAGGGGGAGAAGAGCCGUCGGAUCCGCACCGCCUUCACUCUGGAGCAGCUGCAGGUUCUGGAGCGCAGCUUCCAGAGGAGCCACUACCUGUCGGUGCUGGAGCGGCACACCAUCGCCGCGGCCCUCCGCCUGUCCGAGACUCAGGUCAAGAUCUGGUUCCAGAACAGGCGCACCAAGUGGAAGAAGGAGCAGCUGACCGUGCAGCGAGCUUUUACACCGGCGCUCCCGCCCCUGUCCUCCGCCUGCAGGCCCCUGUGCGGGCCCCUGUACGGCCUGCAAGGCCCUCCGCUCCGGCUGCUUCCCACUGUGCCUCUCAUGCCCUACAGAUGCUGCUAUACCUGA
Messenger RNA from Cyprinodon variegatus (sheepshead minnow), 543 nucleotides. RefSeq names its product homeobox protein MSX-2-like. Gene Ontology annotation, biological process: regulation of DNA-templated transcription. The record is from RefSeq and is a predicted model, not a curated record. The coding region runs from base 1 to 543 and encodes 180 amino acids. The transcript is spliced from 2 exons. NCBI's taxonomy places the organism in Eukaryota, Metazoa, Chordata, Actinopteri, Cyprinodontiformes, Cyprinodontidae. Gene Ontology annotation, molecular function: DNA binding; DNA-binding transcription factor activity, RNA polymerase II-specific.